Lemur catta (Ring-tailed lemur) is the source of this 2380-nucleotide messenger RNA. RefSeq names its product glucagon like peptide 2 receptor (gene GLP2R). The record is from RefSeq and is a predicted model, not a curated record. The transcript has 13 exons. NCBI's taxonomy places the organism in Eukaryota, Metazoa, Chordata, Mammalia, Primates, Lemuridae. Gene Ontology annotation, biological process: adenylate cyclase-modulating G protein-coupled receptor signaling pathway; cell surface receptor signaling pathway. Gene Ontology annotation, cellular component: plasma membrane. The coding region runs from base 468 to 2159 and encodes 563 amino acids. Gene Ontology annotation, molecular function: glucagon receptor activity; peptide hormone binding.
UGCCUCUGUGGCUGCCUCCGCUGGCCUGCACGAGCUUAAUGCCUUGGAAAGAGAUAGUGCCCCUCAAAAAGACACUGCCUCUGGACUGGCUCCAGGCCUGUCGUCACCUCCUGCCAGCUGUUCCUCUGCAGCUCGAACCCGAGCCUGUCCCAGCCCGGCCUUGUGCACUGAGCAGAGCCCGUGGCGUGGAACCCACUGGCUGCCUUGCUCUUCCUCCUUGGCCUGCUGAGCGAGUCCCAGGGAGUGCAGCUGACUUGGGGAAGGUCUGGGAAAAAUCUCCCUGCUUUUGGGGGGGCAGGGGCGGGGGAUGAGCCUCUGCUGAUGAGGAGCUCUGGAGAUUCGGUAGGUCGCUCUAGACCAGUUCAGACGCUCGCGGCGGCGUGGAGAGGAUUUGUGCAAACAUUUCCUCUCUGGAAAGGAGGAAUGCAAGAGGAGGCUGCCUGUGGUACAUCUUGGACCGUGAAGCGAUGUGCCCGCACGUGUGGAAGUGCACGAGCAGGGUGAAGCCAGAGCCGGACAGGGCAAGGCCUGACAGAAGGGAGGGACCCCUGCUGGGGGUCGCCGAGCUGCCCAUGGGCAUCCCUGCUCCCCGGGGGGACAGCCCUGUCCCCUCCCACAGGAAGCGCUCGCUCUGGACCCCUGGGAAGCCCUUCCUCACCCUGGUGCUGCUGGUUUCCAUCAAGCAAGUUACAGGCUCUCUCCUUGAGGAGACAACGCGGAAGUGGGCUCUGUACAAACAGGAGUGUCUGCGAGACUUACUCAAGAAACCUUCCGGCGUAUUUUGCAAUGGGACAUUUGAUCAGUAUGUGUGCUGGCCUCAUUCUCCUCCUGGAAAUGUCUCUGUGCCCUGCCCUUCGUACUUACCCUGGUGGAAUGAAGAGAGCUCAGGAAGGGCCCACAGAUACUGCUUGGCUCGGGGGACUUGGCAGACGCGCGAGAACGCCACAGAUAUUUGGCAGGACGACUCCGAAUGCUCUGAGAACCACAGCUUCAAGCAAAACGUGGAUCAUUAUGCCUUGCUCUCAACCUUGCAGCUGAUGUACACCGUGGGAUACUCCUUCUCUCUCGUCUCCCUCCUCCUGGCUCUCACCCUCCUCUUGUUUCUUCGAAAACUCCACUGUACACGCAACUACAUCCACAUGAACUUGUUUGCUUCUUUCAUCCUGAGAGCUGUGGCCGUGCUAGUGAAGGAUAUCGUCUUCUACAACUCUUACUCCAAGAGGCCGGACAAUGAGGACGGGUGGAUGUCCUACCUGUCGGAGAUAUCGACCUCCUGCCGCUCAGUGCAGGUCCUCCUUCACUACUUCGUGGGUGCCAAUCACUCAUGGCUGCUGGUCGAAGGCCUUUACCUGCAUGCACUGCUGGAGCCCACGGUGCUUCCUUCGAGGCGGCUGUGGCCCAGAUACCUGCUGGUGGGCUGGGCUUUCCCUGUGUUCUUUGUUGUCCCCUGGGGUAUUGCCCGUGCACACCUGGAGAACACAGGGUGCUGGGCCACAAAUGGGAACAAGACAGUCUGGUGGAUGAUCCGAGGACCCCUGCUGCUUUGCGUGACAGUCAAUUUCUUCAUCUUUGUGAAAAUUCUCAAGCUGCUCAUUUCUAAGCUCAAGGCCCAUCAAAUGUGCUUCCGAGAUUACAAAUACAGAUUGGCAAAAUCAACACUGGUCCUCAUUCCUUUAUUGGGUGUUCACGAGAUUCUCUUCUCCUUCAUCACUGAUGAUCAAGUUCAAGGAUUUUCAAAACUUGUACGACUUUUCAUUCAGUUGACAUUGAGCUCCUUCCAUGGAUUCCUAGUGGCCUUGCAGUAUGGCUUUGCCAAUGGAGAGGUGAAGGCCGAGCUUCGGAAGCACUGGGUCCGCUUCCUGCUGGCCCGUCACUCGGGCUGCAGAGCCUGUGGCCCGGGCAAGAACCUGCGGUUCCUGGGCAAAAGUCCCAAGAAGCUCUCGGAGGGAGGUGGCGCCGAGAAGCUUCGGAAGCUGCAGCCCUCACUCAACAGCGGGCAGCUCCUGCACCUGGCCAUGAGGGGGCUGGGGGAGCUGGGAGCCCGGCCCCACCAGGGCCACACACCCUGGCCCCGGGCCAGCAGCCUGUCUGAGUACAGCGAGGGGGAUGUCACCCUGGCCCACACCAUGGAGGAGAUUCUGGAAGAGAGUGAGAUCUAGGCUGGAGCCCACUGCUCUGCCUCUGCUUCCGGGAACUUCUGAGAGGGCCAAGGAAGGAGGAGGCAGAGCAGGAUGGAUGUCACCGAGCUCAGAACUGUUGUCCUCCCGUUCACCAGACCACGUUGACAGGAAGUCUGUCUCAAGGUGCUUCGGGCUCUGUGUAAAAGAGGCUGUGUGACGCCCACGCCUUCUGCCUGGCCUUGUCACCCUAAUAACGCCCU